Vespula pensylvanica (western yellowjacket) is the source of this 1242-nucleotide messenger RNA. Its product is annotated as rRNA-processing protein UTP23 homolog. Gene Ontology annotation, molecular function: small ribosomal subunit rRNA binding. NCBI's taxonomy places the organism in Eukaryota, Metazoa, Arthropoda, Insecta, Hymenoptera, Vespidae. Bases 236 to 1015 code for a protein of 259 amino acids. The transcript is spliced from 3 exons. The record is from RefSeq and is a predicted model, not a curated record. Gene Ontology annotation, cellular component: nucleolus; small-subunit processome.
AAAUCAAUUAAAUAAUAUUUUAUUUAUUUAAAUAUUACAAAGUUCGAAAUACGUAUUAUUCAAAAAGAAUAAUAUUGUAGGAACUUUCCCGCCUUUCAAAUGUCACGUUAAACUCCAUGUGUAACAUAACCUCUAAAGUGGGAUAAGUUGCAGAUACCUUGUACAAAAGAGAAUUAAAUUAUUAAACAAUUAAGUUAUGACAAGGUAAAUUAAUUUAUUUGACAAUUAAAUAAAAAUGAAAACAUCGCGACAUAAAAAAGCUAGAAAAACUUUAGCCUUUUAUAUAAAUAAUUUUAAGUUUAGACAACCUUAUCAAAUACUUAUUGAUGGUACAUUUGCAUUUGCUGCACUUGAGAACAAAUUUAAUAUCCAAGAACAAUUACCAAAAUACUUUCAAGCAGAAACAAAGUUAUUGACUACGCCAUGCAUUAUUUUAGAAACAGAAAAAUUAGGUACUUUUUCCAAAGCAGUUAUAGGUGCUAUGCAAAUAAUAAAAAGAUACGCGGUUCAUCGAUGUGGACACGAGAAGAAACCGAUGACUGGUUCCAAGUGUUUAAAGUCUAUGAUAGGAAAAAAUAAUUCUUCUAGAUAUAUUAUUGCGACGCAAGAUCGUGAAUUACAAGAAGAAUUAAGGAUAAUUCCUGGCGUACCAUUGAUAUAUCUUCACGGUAAAGCACCUACUUUGGAGACACCUUCGGAAGUAAGUCAAAAAUACGCUGAAAAUAUUAGAAAUGAAUUGGGAAUGAGUACAUGGGAGAAAGAAAAUAUAAAGACGUUAAAGAAGGAGGCAGGCUUAAUAAAUGAAAUGGAACCAAAACGAAAGAAGCAUAAGAAAGGUGGUCCAAAUCCUCUUAGUUGUUUAAAAAAGAAGAAGAAGAAUGUACAAAUGGCAACAACAGCGUCUAGUGAAAAAAAGAAAUCCGGGAAAAUUAGAAAAAGGAAAAAAAUAAAAAUAGCAGCUCAUGUCAAAGAAGCACUAAUUGCUGAACUUUCAAAUAAAACACAAUCGUCAUAAUAGUAUUCGUUUCACGUUAAUAACAAUAAUGAUUGAUCAAACAUAUCUUCUUUUCUUUUUUCUUUUUUUUUUUUAUUCAUAAUACAAUAUCUCGAUUUAUUUAAUAAGAAUAAAAUAUUUGUUUAACUUUGGCUGGUUCAAGCUGGAACACAUCUAUAGUUUUGCUGUCAAUGACAUAAAAAAUGUACCUGUUAACAGUAAUUUUAAAAUACAUUAUACACACUAUU